AAACAUGAUCUGUGGUGGUCGACAAGCCUUAGCUAACGUUAGCUAGUUAGCAAAAAUAUUGAAUCUCAAACAAAGGGGCGGUUGAUAAUUCCAACGUCCAGGCACCAGCAUCUGUCCUCCAGAAAUAAUCAUCAACUCCAAUAAAAACAACCCACCCAAAGACUAACGUUUUUAAUUUACCCGUUAACUAGCCUCUGUGCUAUACUUACUGGAAUUUACCACGCUCUUAAGCUAACGUUAGCUAGUUUUAACUUACGCUAACCUGGUUAGCUCUCACCGAAGUCCUUUUAGAAAAACGCUAUUAAAGCAAGGUGGCAGCUGACCUAUAUCAUCUAGUGAUCGAUACACCCAUUAUCUCUUGAUUUCAGGAUUAAUAUUUUGACCUGUUGGGACAUAAGUUUACGUAAGAGUUGAAAUGUAAAGGGCCGCUGAUGUGUCCUUAUUUGAAUAAUGUUUUAGCUCAACGUUAACGCUAGAUAACUGAACGACCAACAACGCAUUUUCUGGAUGGUCGAGAAGAGAGGGUUGUGACAAUAACAAGCUAUGGAGCAGUACACCACUGCCACCACUACUACCGGGGAGCAGAUAGUUGUGCAGACUGCCAAUGGACAGAUCCAACAGCAGACUCAGGGCACAGUGACGGCUGUGCAGCUGCAAACAGAGGCGCCAGUGGUGACGGCCUCAGGCCAGCAGGUGCAGACACUCCAGGUAGUCCAGGGACAGCCUCUGAUGGUUCAGGUGAGCGGUGGACAGCUCAUCACAUCAUCAGGGCAACCGAUAAUGGUGCAGGCCAUGUCGGGAGGUCAGGGUCAAACCAUAAUGCAGGUCCCUGUAUCUGGAGCUCAGGGACUACAGCAGAUCCAGCUGGUGCAGCCAGGUCAGAUCCAGCUGCAGGGCGGUCAGACUCUCCAGCUCCAGGGCCAGCAGGGUCAACCCCAGCAAAUCAUCAUCCAGCAGCCUCAGACAGCCAUCACCGCUGGACAGAACCAGGGGCAGCAGAUCAGCGUGCAGGGCCAACAGGUGGCACAGACUGCUGACGGACAGACCAUCGUCUACCAGCCUGUCAAUGCAGAUGGUACCGUCCUGCAGCAGGGAAUGAUCACAAUUCCAGCUGCCAGCUUGGCAGGCGCCCAGAUUGUACAGGCAGGGGGUGCCAACACCAACACUACGAACAGCAGCCAAGGCACUGUGACCGUCACCCUGCCCGUCUCUGGUAACAUGGUCAAUGCAGGUGGAAUGGUCAUGGUAAGACCCUGUGCAGAGAUGGUGCCUGGAGGCAGUGCUGUUCCCACCAUGCAGCGUAUCCCCCUGCCAGGGGCUGAAAUGUUGGAGGAGGAACCUCUGUAUGUCAAUGCCAAACAGUACCAUCGCAUCCUGAAGCGAAGACAGGCCCGAGCCAAGCUGGAGGCUGAGGGCAAGAUCCCCAAAGAACGGAGGAAAUACCUGCAUGAGUCUCGCCACCGUCACGCUAUGCAGCGUAAGCGAGGAGAUGGAGGGCGUUUCUUUUCACCGAAGGACAAGGAAGAGAUGGCUUUGGCUCUGGCACAGCAACAACAGGAUCCAGCCCAGGCAGCAGCCGAUGAGACUGUGGCUCAGAUGAUCCGAGUCUCGUAGCACUGUCACCGACAUCAUCUCUUCUGCCUGCGAACUCUGCCCUGCCCGAAACCCUUCAUCCCAGCUAACCCGCCUGCCACUCCUUCUCCUGUCCUUCCCUCCUGCCGCACAGUCAGACACACACCAGACAACAACACUGCCGCUGGGUUUCUUCAGUUAUCUCUCCACUCACACUUACACUGGUCUUCCAGGGAACUGGCCAUGUGGCUACUGAGCGUGUGGACUGCUCUGGUCUUCUUCGCUUAAAAAAUGGAGGAUUCUUCCAUGUUCAGCUUAACUGGUCCAGCACUUAGGACCAGAUAUUGAUUUUCAUAAGGAUUUGGACAAUAUUGAAACAUGAAGCUAUGGGUAACCAGGGCUAGUCACACAGAGGAAAUGACAGCUGCGAAGCCAUACUGUCAGACCCUGGUCUGUUAAGAAGAUGAGAUUUUGUCACUAGUGGAUACUUGUUGCUUUAAAUAUUUUUUGUAUAUGGUACAGAUUUUGUUUGAGAGACACUCAUUUUAAGCAUCCAUGCUACACUUGUGUCCUGUGUCUCUUCUGUGGUGCCCUGUAUUUUGACAUUUCAUUUUUUUCAACCCAUGUACUACACGGGAUGGAACUGAAAUGUGAAACAAAUGUGAAGAUAUUGUACAGAAAUUCUUUUCUUCCCCAGUGUGUAUUAGUUAUGCUUACUAAUUUACCCAAUUCUGUGGAUGCAUUUUAUACAAUUUUGUGGUUAGACAUAGUGUUUGUAAGAAAAAAAAAAUGACUCGGUGUUGCAGCAAAUUUCAUAUUCUAUCCAUGUAGUCACUUCAUUGGUGAGUCCACCUAAGCGUUAAUUUUUUUUUUCAACGUAGAUGAUAGGUUUUUUUACCCAUAAGAUGCAGUUCUGCAAUGUUAUUUUUUGAUAACGAAAAAGGUUGGACAUUGAAUUCAUUAAAUCUAUGUCAAUUAAAUUUUAUUAAGUAACUCAA
Messenger RNA from Scatophagus argus, 2570 nucleotides. It is a transcript of the gene nfyal, whose product is annotated as nuclear transcription factor Y, alpha, like. The record is from RefSeq and is a predicted model, not a curated record. Gene Ontology annotation, biological process: regulation of transcription by RNA polymerase II. The transcript is spliced from 10 exons. The coding region runs from base 544 to 1614 and encodes 356 amino acids. Gene Ontology annotation, molecular function: RNA polymerase II cis-regulatory region sequence-specific DNA binding; DNA-binding transcription factor activity, RNA polymerase II-specific. Lineage: Eukaryota; Metazoa; Chordata; Actinopteri; Scatophagidae. Gene Ontology annotation, cellular component: CCAAT-binding factor complex.